Messenger RNA from Condylostylus longicornis, 1245 nucleotides. RefSeq names its product CTP synthase-like. NCBI's taxonomy places the organism in Eukaryota, Metazoa, Arthropoda, Insecta, Diptera, Dolichopodidae. The transcript is spliced from 2 exons. Gene Ontology annotation, cellular component: cytoplasm; cytoophidium. Bases 1 to 1245 code for a protein of 414 amino acids. Gene Ontology annotation, biological process: pyrimidine nucleobase biosynthetic process; CTP biosynthetic process. Gene Ontology annotation, molecular function: CTP synthase activity; identical protein binding. The record is from RefSeq and is a predicted model, not a curated record.
AUGUUAGAUUUGUUAACAUCAACUACCCAUUCUAAUACUUUGGAUUUAAAAAGCGACAAAGUAUCACACUGCAUGACAAAAUUCGGUAAAGAAUUAAAAAGUGAAAAACCUAAAUGUGACACGCACUGUUUCCUUAUUUCUAGCCUACACGGAGUAACAACCAAAUUAAUACUAUUUGAACUUUGCUAUUCACACGGAUGCUUGCAGCAAUGGAAAGAUUUAGCCCGUCGUGUGGACAGUUUACACAAACAAGUAACAAUAGCACUAGUCGGCAAAUAUACAAAACUUGAGGACUCAUACGCUUCAGUUUCGAAAUCUCUGCAGCAUGCAUCAAUAGCUGCCGGGUACAAAUUAAAUUUAAAAUAUAUAGAAGCUUGUCAUUUGGAGCAACAAACUCGCGAGGUAUCUCCCUCACUUUAUCACGAAGCGUGGCAUACUCUUUGUAAUGCGGACGGUGUUAUUGUGCCAGGAGGUUUUGGACAACGAGGUAUGGAAGGAAAGAUAACGGCAUGUAAUUGGUGUCGGGAAAAGAAGAAACCAUUUUUAGGUAUAUGUUUAGGUCUGCAAGCGGCCAUCAUAGAGUUUUGUAGAAAUGUCCUUGGCAUGAAGGACGCAAAUACAACAGAAAUUGACUCCUCCACUUCAUAUCCAGUAGUUAUUGAUAUGCCAGAACAUCAUCCUGGCCAAAUGGGUGGCACUAUGCGGUUGGGCAAUCGUACAACAGUUUUCACAGCAGAAACUAGUAUUAUAAGACAACUGUAUGGAAAUCGAAAUAAAGUGGCUGAGAGGCAUAGGCAUCGUUACGAAGUAAAUCCCGAAUUUGUUCCAAUGAUUCAAGAAAAUGGCCUAAAAUUUGUGGGAAUGGACACUGAAAAAACAAGAAUGGAAAUUAUAGAACUGUCAGACCAUCCCUACUACGGCGCAACGCAAUACCAUCCGGAAUAUCUUUCAAGGCCGUUAAAACCGUCACCCCCAUUUCUAGGCCUGAUUUUGGCAUCUGUUGGAAAGCUCAAUAAUUUUAUUCAACGUGGUUGCAGGCUGUCUCCAAAACAAAUGUCAGACGCUAGUAGCGAUGAGGACGAAUGUCUUGUGAAAACAUCAAAAAUCAAGAAAAAUGGUGCAGUUACAUCUAAUAACCUAAUUUUUUUGAGUGAAAAUGUAAACAAAAUCCAAUCAGAAUUUGGAAGUCAAAAAAUUUAUGUAGAAGGUGAACCAUCUCCAAACAAUACAAUAGAGAGUAGCUGA